GACGACAUUCGUUCCAUUGUUUAGGCAAGCAUCACUCCAUCAUCCGCCAGCGACGGCCAGAUAGACACACGGCUUGCAGCUGCAGCCCAGCCCGGCUCGAUACAGGCGGCCACAACACGACACGACACGACACGACACGACACGACACGACACAACAUCAUCGGGCCACCAUCGGCCACGCUCCUCUCUCCCCCCGGGACUCGACCCGACCGACCGCCACCUCAGCCUCCAGCGAGCCCAUGCCGCCGCGCACCCGAUGACGGCCAGCGGCACACCACGACCGCCAUCGCCAUCGCCGUCAUGAUGACCGCCAGGCAUAGCCUGCCCGAUGGCAGACACAACGGCCCCGGGCGGCCGCCGCUGCCGCACAUCGAGGACCUCGUCGCGAUACCCACCGACAUCGACGCCAACCAGUCGAUCCGCCGCCUCCUCGAGCAGGCCGAGGCCUCGCUGCGCCAGUCGGAGAUGAGCCGCGACUUCAACCGCCCGGGGCUCGCCCUCAAGGACUACAUCCGCGCCUCCAUCAUCGCCGUCCAGGUCGUCUCCAACCACAAGGACUACCCGGCCAUGCGCGGCGGCGACGUGGCCCGCGCCCACAACGCCCUCCUCAAGCGCAUCGCCUCCCAGAGCGACACCUACGAGCAGAUCAAGCGCGACAUCAUCCAGGACAACCGCCGCACCGGCGUCCGCCCGACCGUCCCCCGCGCCGUCGCUAACGGCGCCCCUAGGGAGGACGCUGUCGAGUCGAGGAAGAAGCCGCCCGUCCACCCAAAGCCCCAGGCCCUCCACGGCAACGCCCUACGCUCGUCCAUCGACGCCGACCUCGCCGCCCGCUUCGCCAACCUCCGCGGGCCCCAGCCCUCGCCUGGCCAGGAUCCGCGCAUCAAGACGUACCCCAUCCCCGCCCAGCGCCCGACAGGUCCGCGCGAGAUGCCCGGCAACCUCAACCUCGACACCGACGCCCUGCCUAAGCUGCCCGAUGCCAUAUACAGCCCCGCGCGGGGGAGCGUCUCGGGCGAAGCUGCGCGGCUGCCCACAAGCACGCCCCGGGGGCUCUUCAGCCGGACAGGGUCCGUGUCGUCGCAGAGUGAUUACUUUCCCCCAACGAGGCCCGACGCCGAUGCCGCGUCGGAGCCGCCGCCCGACUCCAGACAUGAACCAUCGAAACCCCGGCCUCCCUCGCACCCGCCGCCGCCGAGACCAGCACAGCCGUCGAGGCCGGAGUCGGCGCCGCCCAGGGCAGAAGUGGUAAACCUCCCGCCCGGCGACGACAUCACCCCCCAGCAGCUGUAUGAGACGAUGCGCAAGGCGUCCAUCCUACUCAUCGACGUGCGCUCCCGCGAGGACUUUGACGAGGGUCACAUCAUGGCGCAGUCGAUUGUGUGCGUCGAGCCGAGCAUCCUGCUGCGCGACAACAUCUCGGCCGACGAGAUAUCUGAGAGCAUGGUGCUGUCGCCACGGCAGGACCAGCCGCUGUUUGAGCAGCGCGAUGUCUAUGACUUGGUCGUCUUCUACGACCAGAGCUCCGACCACGUCACGCAGACGCCCAAGAACUCGGACCAGAUUGUCGUGCUCUCGCUGCACCGCGCGCUGGUGCACCUCAACUACGGCCGCGAGCUGCGGCGGCCACCGCGGAUCCUCCGGGGCGGGUUGGACGCCUGGGUCGACCUCAUGGGCCCGCGAUCGCUGCAGGCGACGGACCCGGACCGGGCGCGCGCCAGCAAGCGCAACGGCAUCAUCCAGCGGCGAGGAUCCAAGUACAUUAUUCGGCCGCUGCAGCCAGCCGACGUGCGGGCGUGGCAGAACACGCUUGAAAAGGAGGCGCAGCACACCGCGACGCGACCCAGCUUCCCGCGGACGGGUGACGAGUUUCUACGCUCGCGGCCGGCGGAGCGGCAGUCUAUGAUGCGACCGCCAGUCCCUGCUGCGCCGCAUCGCUUCGAGCAGCUGCCAGCGCCCCCCGCCAAGCCGCGGGCGGCGGUCCAGAAGCCGACACACAGCGGAUUGGCGUCGUCCGAGGAGGAGCCCGUCCGGCCCUCGCGCGGCGGCAAGCCCGACGGCAUCGCGCGGACGCCGACGGGUCUCUAUAACCCGCGCAACUGGUGCUACGCCAACAGUACGCUGCAGGCGUUGCUGGCGUCGCCCGAGUUCUCGCGGCAACUGGCCGACUCGGAGUGGAUGCAAGCCAAGGUGCCGCGCAAGGAGGGCGAGAAGAUUGAGCCGCCGCAGCUCAUGAUCCGCAUUAUCUCCAACCUCUUCCACUGGAUGAGCACGGGCAAGUUUGAGACGAUGAAGGCCCAGACGCUCAUGGACUACUCGCGCCAUCUGUGCAAGACGACGGACGAGAACGCGCAGUUUGGCGGGCACCAGCAGCAGGACGCGCAAGAAUUCAUGUCGUUUGUCAUGGACCAGCUGCACGACGAGACCAACCUAGCGCGCGACCGCGGCGGGCACGUGGAGCAGCCGAGCACGCGCGGGCGGACAGUGCUGCAGGCGGCAGCGGCAUACUGGGAGUGCCACACGCGCCUCAACCGGUCGCUCGUGGAUCAGUACUGGCGAGGGCUCGACGUGGGUACGGUACGGUGCCUCGAGUGCGGCACCAGCACGCACACGUUCUCCCCCUUUUCGUGGAUCUCGGUGCCCGUGGGCGCGGAAAACGCAACGCUCGCCGACGUCAUGGCGCGCUGGGCCGGCAGCAACGCGCUCGACAACUACACGUGCGAACACUGCGGGCGGGCGACGCGGGCGACGCAGUCGACGUCGCUGGCGCGCAUGCCGCCGCUCUUUUGCCUGGGGCUGCGGCGCUUCGACGUCAACGCCCAGGGCGGGCUGAGCAAGUCGUACGCGGCCAUCUCGUGGGACUUUAACGACUUUGACUUUACCCCGUACUUUGUCGACGCGAGCGGCGGUAGCAGCGGCGGCGGCAGCCGGAGCAGUAGCAACGUCAACGGCAACGGCAACGGCGUCGUCGCGGCGGCAUGGACGACGCUGGACCGCGCGUUGCGGGCGCCCUUCCGGUACGAGUGCUACGCCGUCAUCUGCCACGCGGGCAAGGGCAUCGAGACGGGCCACUACAAGGCGUACGUGCGGGACGCGAGCACUCACGACCCCUACGCGUGGUACCUAUGCAACGACUCGUCGGUGAGCAAGGUGCGCAUCGGGAGCGGCGACGCGGCCGACGCGGCCCGCCAGGUGUUUUCCGAUGGCCAGGGGACGGUGCCGUACCUGGUGUUUUUCCGGCGCAAGGAGGCUAACUAACUAGCUAACCGACUGACUAACUGACUUUUGACAAUGGAAGAGGGGGGGAGGGGAGGCUACAGAGAUGAGAGGGGACAAAGGACAGAGUGAGGGAGGCAGGCAGGCACUGGAACAGGGAACAACAUGGCACGCACGGCAUUCGCAAGGCAUAGCGAGCGGGAGCAUUCACUACCUUACUCUACUACUACUACACGCGGGGGAGGGGAGGGGGGGC
Molecule: messenger RNA, 3472 nt
Organism: Purpureocillium takamizusanense
Lineage: Eukaryota; Fungi; Ascomycota; Sordariomycetes; Hypocreales; Ophiocordycipitaceae
Gene: DOA4
Product: Ubiquitinyl hydrolase 1
Exons: 2
Coding region: 301-3258 (985 amino acids)
Biological process (GO): protein deubiquitination
Molecular function (GO): cysteine-type deubiquitinase activity
Source: RefSeq, a predicted model, not a curated record